AACACAUCUGAGGUCGACCACGAGUGGAGUGGCGUUGCGUUACGUGUACAUGCAUGGCAGAAAAGUACAAUUCUGGGAUACCGGAAGGGCAGCUAGCUUUAGCCUCGAAGCUAACGUGAGGCAAAGUCAACGGUUUUUAAGCUCUUUUCCGGAUUGUUUGCGUUCGGGUGGGGUGGGGUGGGGUGGGGUCAUCCUCAUUUCCGGUCGUGGUGCAAAUUGGACUCAACAAGAUCGUGGACACGAGCGGCCCGAGACAAAAUUUCCUCCGCAAAGUCGGAACGGGUGAGAACGCUCAAGGAGGCUCAGAGUUGAGUCGCUUGCUCCUCCGCGUCGACUUGAGUUGCAGUGAAGUCCGGGCAUCCCUGCUGAGGUUGCUGACCUCAGAUGAGCAGAGAGUAAAUGAAUGGAUGGGUUAUGCAAAAAAAAAAAAAAGAACACGAGUCCAUCUACUCGACUUUUUCAACCAUAUUUUUGACACACGCGCACACAUAUAUGCUUCAAAUCUGGAUUGACCUCGCCAUCCCGCAUUUGCCAUUUUGGGGGGGCUUUAAUUGGCCAAAGUGACAACAAAAACGGGGACAAGAUUGGGGGAGGGGUCGAGCGAGCGAGCGAGACAAAAGACGCGGGGAGCGAGCGAGAACGAGCCUCGGAGGAGGGGCGGUAGCGGAAGCUGGUCGCGCCGGCGUCUCCUCUCUGCAGCAGCGGGCGAGCAGCUGCCGCCGUCCGGAAUCCCGUCCCGGCGCAUCGAGCUAAUCCCCGGCUAGCGGUGCGGCUCGGCCCGCCGGUCGCCGCCGUCCUAUCCUUUCUCCGGCUGCCGUUUCAGCCGGAAAAUACCGGAACCUGCGCACAGGGGAGUGUGGGGGGAAAGGGGGGGGGGGUUGGGGACCUCCAUAGCAACAAGCCGGCUCCCCGGCAUUAUCGGAUCCAACUGGAGCAACCGCCACCCAAAAGAUGUGAGACGGCUUCCGAGGAGUAACCCGGCGGCCGGAUUUCAAAAUCACACAACUCCACGGAAACCUCUCGGCCCAGUCGAGAUGAACCCCAAGUAGCGCGACCGGGCAGCUGGACUCGAGCGCAUCGGUGAGACCAUGGAGCUGGAGCACUUUGACGAACGCGACAAAGUGCGCCGAGGGCGCUCCCCUCGGGCAAAACGGGACGACUCGGGCCCCGGCUCGCGGGCCAGCAGUCUGGUUCCGAGCCCGGCGCACAGCACCAACUGCAGCUACUACCGCACCCGCACUUUGCAGGCGCUUACCCUGGAGAAGCGCGCCAAGAAGGUGCGCUUCUACCGCAACGGGGACCGCUCCUUCAAGGGGCUGGCGUACGCCGUUUCCAGCGACCGCUUCCGCUCGUACGACGCCCUGCUGGAGGAGUUGACGCGCUCGCUGGCCGACAACCUCCACCUGCCGCAAGGGGUGCGGACCAUCUACACCAUCGACGGCGCGAAGAAGAUCGGCAGCAUGGACGAGCUGGUGGAAGGUGAGUGCUACGUUUGCGCCUCCAAUCAGCCUUACCGUAAAGUGGACUACACCAAGAUCUCCGUCCCAAGCUGGAAACCCGGCGCCGGGAGCGGCCCAGCGAGCGCAGCCAGGGUCUCCGCCGCAGCCGCCGGCGCCGCAGUCGGGGCCGGCGGGAGCGGCAGAGAGCGUCCCGAGGGCCGAGAGAGCAAAGACUUCAUCAAGCCCAAGUUGGUGACGGUGAUCCGAAGCGGUGUCAAACCCCGCAAGGCGGUGCGGAUCCUCCUGAACAAGAAGACGGCUCACUCCUUCGAACAAGUACUGGCCGACAUCACGGAGGCCAUCAAGCUGGACUCGGGAGCGGUCAAGAGGUUGUACACUCUGGACGGAAAACAGCUGACCUGUCUCCAGGACUUCUUCGGAGACGACGACGUGUUCAUGGCUUGCGGGCUGGAGAAAUUUCGCUACGCUCAGGACGACUUUGUGCUGACCCACGGCGGCAAGACGGCGGCCUUCGUUCACGAGUGCCGAGUCAAAGCGUCCCGUCCCGCGGUCUCUCAGAAGACUUCGACUCCCAAGACUUCCAGUGGAUCUGGUGUGGCCUCCACUAAGGCUUCAGCAAAAACUUCGACCCAGUCCAGAGCGCCAGGAUCCGCCAAUGAGGCGUCAGGAUCGCAGGCCCCCGCAAAGUCGUCCAGGUUGAGCCUCUCCCCGACGAGUCCCGGGACACGCGGGGGCCUCAAGGUGUCUCCUCGCCGCUCGUCAUCCGCGGACGCCAACGGUGCAUCCGAGCGCACCGAGGACGUCGCUCCGGAAGUGAACGGAAACCCGACGGUGUCGUCGACGCUCAUUAGCAGCAAGUACAGCAUCGGGAAAGUCAUCGGAGACGGAAACUUUGCGGUGGUGAAGGAGUGCGUCGAGAGGUCCACCGGGCAGGAAUUCGCUCUGAAGGUCAUCGACAAAGCUCGUUGCUGUGGGAAGGAGCACCUGAUCGAGAACGAGGUGGCGGUCCUGCAGCGGGUUCGACACCCCAGCAUCAUCCAGCUCAUCGAGGUGGACGAAACCCCGUCUCAACUUUUCCUGGUCAUGGAGCUGGUCAAGGGUGGCGACCUGUUCGACGCCAUCACGUCAUCCGCCAAGUACAGCGAGCGCGACGCCAGCGCCAUGGUGUACAACCUGGCCGGGGCCAUCAAGUACCUGCACAGGAUGAACAUCGUGCACAGAGACAUCAAGCCGGAGAACCUGCUGGUGUGCGAGUACCCGGACGGUACCAAGUCGCUCAAACUGGGGGACUUCGGUUUGGCCACGGUGGUGGAAGGGCCGCUCUACACCGUGUGCGGCACGCCGACCUACGUGGCGCCGGAAAUCAUCGCCGAGACCGGUUACGGAUUGAAGGUGGACAUCUGGGCGGCGGGCAUCAUCACCUACAUCCUCCUUUGUGGUUUCCCACCGUUCAGAAGCGAGAACAACGUCCAGGAGGAGCUGUUCGAUCAGAUCCUCAGAGGCAAACUGGAGUUCCCGUCUCCAGACUGGGACCCCGUCAGCCUUCCCGCCAAGACGCUGAUCGGUCAGAUGCUGCAGGUGAACGUGGACGCUCGCUUCACGGCAGACGAGGUGAUCUCGCACCCGUGGGUGACGGACGACGCUCCCGCCGACUCCGGCAACGACGAUCUCGGCGUGACGGAAAAGGAACCGCCGGGGCUGGAAACCAAGCAGGUUCCUUCGCCGCUAGUCUAAAGGUCCCAACAAAGCUCGCGGCGAGCUCUUUUCCUGAAAAACGCCAACAAAACCUCUCGUGCUGUUGAGAGCUCCGUUGCCAAUCGGUGACAAUCCCCAAUUCCUCUUCGUCCAAUCACUUGAAGCUUAUCCUCAACUCUUCCUACUGCCGUCAGCUGGAGCACAAUCCAGUAUUUUGGGAGUAUCCGCAGUAAGACGGAAAGAAAAACAAAACAAAACAAAACAAAAAAAGAAGAAUCGGGGACUGACAAUUUGAAGCCUUUCCUGUAACCAGAAUGUCUUCCGCUUUUUCUGGAAAGAAGCAACUUUCUUUUUGGAUCGGUGAGCCUCCCCAGCCAAUCCGAGGCCAGAAGCACUGUGCCCGCCCGUCUGAGCUGAUCUUCAAACCCUGUUAGCCUCGUUCAAAUAUGUCGUUACGCGUUAGCUGUCGUGUGUGUGCGAGUCGGUCAUAAAGUCGGAAAAUGUAGCGGCGUCGUUUAAAAACAAAAACAAACAAAAAAAAAAAACACAACGGUGCUUAAUUAUUCCAUUACGUCAUCGUUCAUGCGAUGUGUGUGUUGUCGGUGAGAAUGUGGGAAAUUUUCUCGAAUUGAAGGAUUUAAAGCGGCGGUGUCCAAACUGCGGCCCACCGUCGUCGCGUUCAUUUCAAUUCAUAAACAAGCAGAGAAGAAAGGGAAGAAACGUGUUUUUGAAAGCUGCGUCGCCACCGACUGAUUGCUUUCAAGAUGUUCAAUUAAAAAGGGAGGGCCGUCGAAGUAGCUACUGGUAGAAAAAGUGUGCACACCCCUGUCUGAAGCGAGCCGAAACUUGAAAAAGAACAACAACCGGAUGCAGUGUUAUAACCCUUCGGUCUUAAGUGUUACUAGUUUUGUCUCUGCGAACACCAAAACCGGAAGGCGCCUUGCUGCGUGGACGCCGCGAGCGCCGAAGACCACGCAAGGGGUUGACUUGCAGCUAAAAUCUCUUCAAUCCAAAAAAAAAAAAAAAAAAAAAAAAAAAACACGCUUUAACUCAUUAUGUUUAUGUGCAAGACAUUAUGCCUUAUUAAGCUUCAAUCAAAUUCAGUAGAUUCCAACUUUUUUUCCCCAAUCCCUUUUCCGUGACAAAAAGGUCCUUCUGAACCGGGUUUGAGCAUUUCGGAACGCUUUGCUAGCCCCAAAAGCGCGCAGCGUGUGUUUUGUGCAAACGGGCCGCGGUGCGUUCAAAGACCUUCAAAUGGAGGACAAAGAUACAUUCAACUGUGAAAUAAAAGUUAGA
Syngnathoides biaculeatus (alligator pipefish) is the source of this 4451-nucleotide messenger RNA. RefSeq names its product serine/threonine-protein kinase DCLK2-like. The record is from RefSeq and is a predicted model, not a curated record. Bases 1089 to 3194 code for a protein of 701 amino acids. Gene Ontology annotation, molecular function: protein kinase activity; ATP binding. Lineage: Eukaryota; Metazoa; Chordata; Actinopteri; Syngnathiformes; Syngnathidae. The transcript has 16 exons. Gene Ontology annotation, biological process: intracellular signal transduction; protein phosphorylation. Gene Ontology annotation, cellular component: microtubule cytoskeleton.